Messenger RNA from Ostertagia ostertagi, 966 nucleotides. The record is from the annotation of a GenBank genome assembly. NCBI's taxonomy places the organism in Eukaryota, Metazoa, Nematoda, Chromadorea, Rhabditida, Trichostrongylidae.
AUGAACCAGCCAACAGAGCGGACUUUGACGAGGGUUUACAGUCGGGUAUUCGCACCUCUGUAUUGGAGAGCUGUGUCUGACGUGAUGACCGUCGUCAAAGUACUACCACUUGUCCUACUCAUCGUCAUUCCUGAUGUCGUCAUCGCUGCUCUAAUCCAAUGUAAAAAAUGUGAUUAUGAUUUCGAAACGGAGCAGGAGAUAUGUGGUAAAGAUUGCGCAGGCACAUUAUGUUUCUACACGGAAUAUUAUUACGAAGAACCGGAACGAGUGUUUAGUAGAAAGGGUUGUAUCAGCGGCGCUCCUCCAGCCACCCUAGGUUGUCGGAGCAAUCAGAACGGACAACUGCUGUGUAUAUGCGACACUGAUCAUUGCAACCGAGAUCAGCACAGACAGGCCAGCGAUACAAUAACUCAACUACCGUGGCAGGUAUGCAAACGGCAAAUCGUCAAUGGAAUAGACCCGCCACCACGGUGGAUGCCACCUUGUGCGGGCAACUACUGCAUUUACAAGAAGAGCAAAUUCACACACGAAAACGGUACCAAGGGCUUCUCGCUUUCGAAUGAUUGCUCCAACAGUAAUGACUUUGACAUGUUCUCCAGUCGAGUGCCCUUUCUGUUCUAUCCGGAGAGCUGCGCCCGAUUGGAGUAUGGAGGACAGCAGGACGAGACCAUGUGCUACGGUUCAAUGGUUGAUUUUCUCUCCAGAAAUCUACCGUACAUUCCUAUACGGAAGCUCUGUCAAGGGCAGUUCUGUGUAAUUUCAGCGUUGCCGCAAGGUGAUGUAUACAGAGGGUGCCUGACGAUUGAUCAAAGCAAAUCCGAACGACAAUUAGCUCCUGGCUACUAUCGUUCUUACAACGGUAUAGAACAAUGGAUAUGUGCUGCACCAAGCUGUAAUUACAAUCUACACAAGAUGGAGGAAUCGUGGCCAGAGGAACUGGCUGAAUUCAAGUUGGUUAUGUUAUAA